Molecule: messenger RNA, 1727 nt
Organism: Vitis riparia (riverbank grape)
Lineage: Eukaryota; Viridiplantae; Streptophyta; Magnoliopsida; Vitales; Vitaceae
Product: cytochrome P450 71AU50-like
Exons: 2
Coding region: 71-1567 (498 amino acids)
Molecular function (GO): monooxygenase activity; oxidoreductase activity, acting on paired donors, with incorporation or reduction of molecular oxygen; heme binding
Source: RefSeq, a predicted model, not a curated record
AAUAUCCAAAGUACUGCACCCUAUAUAUAUAUAUAGGGGGAUCGCCUUCUACAUUGAGACCAGCUCCGCCAUGGAUUGGUCAUGGAUUGCACUUUCACUGAUUGCUCUUGCUUAUGUUGUUCGAGCAUUGCUAAACAUAAGCAAGAACAAGCAUAAGAGAUUGCCUCCUGGUCCAAGAGGGAUCCCCAUUUUGGGAAACCUUCAUAUGCUAGGUGAGUUGCCUCACCAGGAUCUCCUUCGACUCGCCAAGAAGUAUGGCCCCAUCAUGUACAUGCGCUUUGCCCUGGUGCCCACCAUUGUGGUCUCAUCCCCUCAAGCAGCUGAGCAGUUCCUCAAGACGAAUGAUCUUGUUUUUGCUGGAAGGCCACCUCAUGAAGGUUCAAGAAUUGUAUCCUACGACCGAAAAGGCAUAUCAUUUACAGACUAUGGUCCUUAUUGGCGCAGCAUGCGCAAGUUAUGCACCUUGGGACUACUUAGCAAUCUCAGAAUCAGUUCUUUCCAGCCCCUGAGAAGAGAAGAGCUUGACCUCUUGAUCAAGUCCCUUAAAGAGGCUGCCCUUGCUCGCACUGCUGUUGAUCUCAGCGCCAAGAUUUCAUCCCUCAGUGCAGACAUGAGUUGCAGGAUGAUUUUUGGGAAGAAGUACAUGGACAAGGAUAUCGACGAGAGGGGGUUCAAAGCUGUGAUUCAAGAGGGUAUGCAAUUAGCUGGAGCUCCUAACAUUGGUGAUUACAUUCCUUUUGUGGCGCCCCUUGACCUUCAGGGGCUGGCUCGGCGCAUGAAGGCUAUUAGCGAGGUGUUUGAUGCUUUUUUUGAGAAGAUCAUUGAUGAGCAUAUUCAUGAACCAAAGGAAGAAGGGCAGACAAAGGACUUAAUAGAUGUGAUGCUAGGCUAUAUGGGAUCCAAAGAAAACGAGUUCCAAAUUGAAAGGUCUAAUAUCAAAGCCAUAGUUUUGGACAUGCUAGCAGGAUCUAUGGACACGUCAGCCACGGCAAUUGAGUGGGCACUUGCAGAACUGCUCAAGAACCCAAGAAUAAUGAAGAAAGUCCAAGAAGAACUGGAAAAAGUAGUGGGCAUGGAGAGGAAGGUGGAGGAAUCAGACCUAGAGAGCUUGGAGUACUUGGACAUGGUUGUGAAGGAAACCUUGAGGCUCCACCCAGUGGCUCCUCUACUCAUCCCUCAUGAGUCCUUGGAGGACUGCACAAUCAAUGGCUUCCACAUCCCUCAAAAGUCCCGAGUCAUGGUAAACAUAUAUGCCAUAGGGCGAGACCCUAAUGUAUGGACUGACGCAGAGAAGUUCCUCCCUGAGAGGUUCAUCGGAAGCAGUAUAGAUCUCCGUGGACGCGACUUCCAACUCAUCCCAUUUGGCUCAGGCAGAAGAGGGUGCCCCGGGAUGCAAUUAGGCCUAACCGUGGUUCGACUGGUGCUGGCUCAGCUGGUCCAUUGCUUUGAUUGGGAGCUCCCAAAUGGGAUGAUGCCUUCUGAGUUGGACAUGACCGAGGAGUUUGGCCUCACAGUGCCGAGAGCUAAGCAUCUUCUGGCCGUUCCCACUUAUCGCCUUCCCAACUGAUAAAUGAUCUCAAUCAUGGUUCUGUUGAUACCACUCAGUAUUUUUCCUUUUUCUGGUUUUCUGUCUCCAUAAAUUCUCGAGAAAAAGGUUAUCCUACCUUCUAGUACGAUACUGCUUUAUUUAUAAUGUUUUAAGAAAUCAAUGGGUUAUUAUUUUUAAU